This is a messenger RNA of Venturia canescens, 634 nucleotides long. RefSeq lists its product as uncharacterized. Lineage: Eukaryota; Metazoa; Arthropoda; Insecta; Hymenoptera; Ichneumonidae. Bases 77 to 376 code for a protein of 99 amino acids. The transcript is spliced from 4 exons. The record is from RefSeq and is a predicted model, not a curated record.
AAAGGACGCGUAUCCAACUCGGUUUCCAAGUAAUUCGAGCUCUCUGCCUCUUUCGAGUCCAACAACAGAAUCACCCAUGUCUGCCGCCCGGAUAUUCAUCUGCUUCGCCUGCCUCAUCGCUGUCAUCAAUUCGUGCCUUAUACCCGACAAGAAGGAAAAUCAGGAGAUUCACGUUUUCCAUAUUGGCAGUCCCGAAAGCAAAUCGGGAAGCGAAUCAGACAUAAUAGAGUUGCAUAUCCCGGACGAAAGACGAAAACGUGGAACGUCCAAGGAUGACAGCGAUUAUCCACUAUUUUCCUGCAAAAAAGAUUCCGACUGCCCGCCGGAUUCUAAAUGUUCAUUCAAAACAUCGCAUUGUCGUAAGAUUCGCAAAUAAUCUUCAACCAGCCAAUCAUCAGGGGCCCGUAAAAACGGUUAUACGGAUGGAGGGAUGUACGAUUUUUUCAUGGCAAGCAGAUAGUGCACGGAUUACUUUAAAGCCAACGCAAACGUCGAAGAAAAUAUUCGAAAUGUAAAUGGGUUAAUAAAAUUAAGGGCUUUGGUUUCCAGAAGAAUUGAUAUUUUUCAAAUAUUUUAACGAUGAAUAUAUAAAUGGAGGCCAAAUAAUAAAUGAAACAUUGAUAAUCUGACAGCA